AUGCCCCCCGCUCAGGAGCUGCCAGCAAGACGUCUAUACAAGGACAUCCCCGCGGCGGAGAACAAUAGCGGAGACACAGGUCUUGUCAUUGCUAAGAGUUCCUGUUUGAAAGAGAAUCCGAGAGUUUGGCUUGUGCUGAGCCCGCAGCUUGUCGAUGGAUGCUUGGUAAGGGGACGAGGCAGAUGGACGAUGAGACAGAAUAAGCUGCUUAAUCAUCACGCCUUAGUUGACUCCUCGGGCCCCAUAACCAUUUGCCGAGCGAUGUCGCCUGUCGGGACUAUGGGGACCUCCGGCCAGAUUCCGAGUCGCGACAGACUCGUUAUCUCGAUGGCCAUCUUCCCUCCAUCGUCCAAGGACCUACCUAAGCCUCGAGCUGACGCCACGCGGCUCACUCAACCAUCAAAGGCACCAGAUGCCGACGCCGUUUUCGAAGCUCGUGUAGCCGAGAGCGAUAAGCCCGAUGACCGCUCUGCUCGAGGACUUGUAAUUCACAUCCUGACAUGGACGCCUACGAGGCUGCGUUAUGAUCCAGCGAAUCCUCCCGAAUUCGGGUACUUCCUCAAUUUUCUCUACGCUCUGUCUGCCACCAUCACUGUAGCCAAUCUGUACUACAAUCAGCCCGUGCUGAACAGAAUCGCAGAAACAUUCAAUGUCAGCUUCGAGCGUGCCUCUUCCGUCGCCACACUCAUGCAAUCCGGCUAUGCUGCAGGCCUGCUCUUCCUAUGCCCGCUAGGUGACACUUUGCGACGGCGGCCGUUCAUCAUUGGGCUGGUAUGGGCGACUGCGAUGCUUUGGCUCGGCCUUUGUGUCACCAAGUCUUUCGAUGUCUUUUGUACGCUAUCCUUCAUCUGCGGUGCCACGACCGUCACUCCGCAAUUGAUGAUCCCUCUCGUUGGGGAUAUCGCUCCACCCCAGCGCAAGACGACAGCCAUGGCGAUUGUCGCAUCAGGCCUCAUGUUCGGCAUGCUCGUCGCACGGUUGCUCUCAGGUAUCGUUGCCAACUAUACCGACUGGAUCAAUAUUUACUGGCUGUCCUUCGGCGCCCAGUACAUCCUCGUUGUCCUGCUCUUCUGCUUCAUGCCUGAUUACCCACCCACCAACCCCGAGGGCAUCAAUUACUUUCGCGUACUGUGGAGCAUCGUCGCCAUGAUCUUCACCGAGCCCAUCCUAGUGCAGGCCUGCCUCAUUGCGUUUCUGUGCAACGCCAUCUUCACCAACUUCUGGACGACCCUCACUUUCCUGCUCGCAUCGCCGCCUUACGAAUUCAGUUCCCUCAUCAUCGGUCUUUUCUCCCUCAUCGGCCUGACAGGCAUCGUCGGCACACCACUCUACACCCGUCUGGUCUUUGACCGGUUUGUUCCCUUGUUCUCGACCAUCCUGGGCUUGUUCGCCGUCAUGGCUGGAGUCAUCGUCGGUACUUUCACCGGCAAGGCUACCGUGGCCGGACCUAUCAUCCAGGCAGCCCUUGCCGACGUGGGAAACACAGGCUGUAUGCCCCAUGGCGGGUGGCUCCUGAGUGGUGGUGCGAGCGUGGCAUUUGUCGGCCUGGCUCUGCUUGCCGGGUUUGCAAGAGGACCUAGAGCGAAGGGGUGGGUUGGCUGGCAUGGGGGCUGGAGACUACGUAAAGACCAGUGA
Verticillium alfalfae VaMs.102 is the source of this 1635-nucleotide messenger RNA. Its product is annotated as membrane protein. Gene Ontology annotation, biological process: transmembrane transport. The coding region runs from base 1 to 1635 and encodes 544 amino acids. The record is from RefSeq and is a predicted model, not a curated record. Gene Ontology annotation, molecular function: transmembrane transporter activity. The transcript has 8 exons. NCBI's taxonomy places the organism in Eukaryota, Fungi, Ascomycota, Sordariomycetes, Glomerellales, Plectosphaerellaceae.